This is a messenger RNA of Andrographis paniculata, 1845 nucleotides long. RefSeq names its product cytochrome P450 71D95-like. The coding region runs from base 225 to 1757 and encodes 510 amino acids. The record is from RefSeq and is a predicted model, not a curated record. The transcript has 2 exons. Gene Ontology annotation, molecular function: heme binding; oxidoreductase activity, acting on paired donors, with incorporation or reduction of molecular oxygen; iron ion binding. Lineage: Eukaryota; Viridiplantae; Streptophyta; Magnoliopsida; Lamiales; Acanthaceae.
ACAUCUCCCAACUCUACACAUAUUCCCUAACCUAAAUACCUUCUAGAUAUACAUUUCACCCGUCGAUUUUCAACCUACGUGUGUUUCACAAUCCACGUGGAUUCCGACAUCCUCCGAAACCCCGCGAAAAACGCCGUCGCGCGGCCCCUAACGGUCAUCUUUUCCUCGCUGCCGGGUGCCUAUAAGUACACUUAGUUUUCAUUCGAAUAAGCUCAUCGGGUCGAAUGGAGACAAUCGAGCUCCCUUUCGUUAACUGCGCUUCUCUAGCUCUUCUUUUUCUUUUCCUCUGCUUCAUAAUCGAGGCGUGGAGAAAAUCUCGAUCGCGAAGGAGCUACACGAACUUGCCUCCGACCCCGCCGACGCUCGCGAUCGUCACCCACGUUUACCAGUAUGUCUUUGGUGGGCUGCCGCAUCGCAUGUUCGCGAAAUUGGCGGAGCGGUACGGUGCGAUCUUGCAUCUGCAGCUUGGCGAGGUUUCGACGGUGGUUAUUUCGUCGCGGGAGGGCGCUCGAGACGUGCUCCAAGCAAACGACCUCGCGUGCGCGGACCGACCGAAGAGCAUCGGGGCCGAGAUCAUGUGGUACAAUUAUACCGAUAUUGCCCUUAGUCCUUACGGCGAGUAUUGGAGACAGAUGCGUCGGGUAUGCAUUUUGGAGCUCUUGAGCAACCGGAGUGUCCGGUCUUUCGGGUUCAUUAGGCGCGACGAGGUUUCGCGCCUCGUUGAAUCGUUCCGCGCCUCGUCGGGAGACUCCGCCAACCUGACGGAGAAGCUCGCUGCGCUUUCAGCUUCCGUUUUCUGCAGAGCCGCAUUUGGUGAAGUUCAACGGGAUUACGACGAGCUCAUUCGGUUGACGAAGAUCGCGCACAGCAACGCCCUCGGAUUCCAGCUCGCCGAUCUUUUCCCGUCGUCGAAGUUGCUGAAAAUCCUGUGCUGGAACAAGUACAAGCUGCUGCGGCUGCGCCGGAAGCUCGACGCCAUUCUCGAGGGCAUCAUCAACGAACAUAAGUCGAAGCCGCAAGGCGAAGUCGGUAACGAAGACAUUGUCGAUGUUCUUCUCCGGGUUCAGCGGAACGGCAAACUCGAACUUCCCAUCACCGACGACAACAUCAAAGCGAUCAUUUUCGUGAUGUUCACCGGUGGAACCGAAACAUCGUCGACGACGGUCGUUUGGGCCAUGGCCGAACUGAUGAGGAAUCGGCGUGCAAUGAUCAAAGCGCAAGCAGAAGUACGACGGGCAUUCAAGGGAAAAAAAGCUAUCGGAGAUAACGACAUCCACGAGCUAAAAUAUUUGAAAUCGGUCGUCAAAGAAACUCUUCGACUGCACCCGCCGCUCCCGUUGUUGCCGAGAGCUUGCAGAGAAGAAUGCACGGUGAACGGAUACUCGAUCCCGCUCAAAUCGAACAUCAUAGUUAAUCUAUGGGCGCUCGGAAGGAAUCCCGAGUAUUGGGUCGAACCUGAAGCUUUUCGACCCGAAAGAUUUAUCGACAGUUCCAUCGAUUUCUUAGGGAACAAUUUCGAGUACAUACCAUUCGGAUCGGGAAGAAGGAUUUGCCCGGGCAUGAACUUCGGACUAGCGAACGUCGAGCUUCUUUUGGCGCAACUACUCUACCAUUUCGACUGGGAAGUACCCGAUGGAAUGAUUCCCGACGCCAUCGACAUGGAUGAAGCUCGAGGACUCGCAGCUCCGAGAAAGAACGAUCUUUUCUUGGUUCCGAUAACCUACAAUGCUGCGAAACAAGAUGUGGCAAGCGCUUAAAAAAAAAAAAAAACCCGAUUACGGGGAUGUUACACGAACAUUAAAGACAAAAUAUUAUACAACUGAAUGAUAAUAAACAUUUUCAUCA